CGCCCAGUAGCGUCAAAACUACCCAAAAAAAACGAAGAAGAAGAAAAGGCGGAAGAAGAAGAAUCGGUGGGAAAGUCGUGUUUGAGAAGGGCCGCGAUAGCAAUAAGGGCUUAAAAAGAAAAGAGAUACCACAAAAAUGCUUCCCCUGUCCCUGCUAAAGACUGCCCAGAACCAUCCUAUGCUGGUGGAGCUGAAGAAUGGAGAGACGUACAACGGUCACCUGGUCAGCUGUGACAACUGGAUGAACAUCAACCUGAGAGAAGUCAUCUGCACCUCCAGGGAUGGCGAUAAGUUCUGGAGGAUGCCCGAGUGCUACAUCCGAGGAAGCACCAUCAAGUACCUGCGAAUCCCUGAUGAAAUCAUCGACAUGGUGAAGGAGGAGGUGGUGUCGAAGGGCCGCGGACGUGGAGGCGCCCAGCAGAACAAGCAGCAGGGCAAAGGCAGAGGAGGAGGUGGCCGAGGUUUGUUUGGUGGCCGUGGCCGAGGGAUGACGGGUCCCGGUCGGGGCCAACAACAGCAGCAGCAGCAGCAGGAUAAGAAACCAGGAAAACCACAGGGAAUGAAGAACCAGCACUGACAGGCAACGGCUCAUCCUGUCUGUCAGAACGAUUCCUCCUUCAGUACAUGAAGACAACAUUAACUGGUGUGUGUUUCUGCUGUGAUGUUUGACAACCGAACGUUGUAGAAAUCUCACCGGGAGACGUCGAGAGAAGCUGUGCUGUGGCACUGAAUUUAGUUUUUUUUUUUUUUUUUUAGCAUCUGGAAGUUGGUAUUAACAUUUCUUUUAUUAUUAUGAACACAUGUACCAGUCAGAGCCCGCAGACUUCACCUUUCACUGUUGGUUUAUGUGCGAUUACAACAACACAAGCAUGUUGUAUCAUAGACAUGAUCUAAAGUCUUGGGUUCAUCUGUUGGUUCACUGGAGCAAGGUUUUUACUUCUGGUUUUCUUUGGUCAGUCGUCGUCUCAGGUGUAGUUUUCAUGGUGUAGAAAGCACCAACUUCUGUUGCAUGGAAAGUUUUCUUUUUUUUUUUUUAACUUGCUCUUCAUUUCUCUGUUUGUGAUGUUCUGUUUGCGGUUUAGUUUUGUCCUUCUCCAGCACUGAUCACAGCAGAGCGGCAGUCAGGAGCCGAGGGUUCAGCCCCAGAUAAUCAACACUUUUGUUAAAGCAUUUCUGACACGUGAUGAUGUUAAUUAGGUUUAUAGGGAGAGAGGAAAAAAAAAAAAUUCUCAUAUUCUUAAGUCUGAAAUGGGUAAUUCCACCGUUGGGUUUCAUUUUUAUUUUUGUAACAUGAGACGAUAUUGUAAUUUAUUUACAGGAGAACAUGAGAAUAAAACAGUUUUUGUUAAA
Messenger RNA from Mugil cephalus (flathead mullet), 1350 nucleotides. It is a transcript of the gene lsm4, whose product is annotated as LSM4 homolog, U6 small nuclear RNA and mRNA degradation associated. Gene Ontology annotation, biological process: P-body assembly; nuclear-transcribed mRNA catabolic process; mRNA splicing, via spliceosome. Gene Ontology annotation, molecular function: U6 snRNA binding. The coding region runs from base 137 to 577 and encodes 146 amino acids. Gene Ontology annotation, cellular component: spliceosomal tri-snRNP complex; U6 snRNP; P-body. The record is from RefSeq and is a predicted model, not a curated record. The transcript has 5 exons. NCBI's taxonomy places the organism in Eukaryota, Metazoa, Chordata, Actinopteri, Mugiliformes, Mugilidae.